AUGAGCUUCCACCGGUUCUACCAAACAUGGUUCGACCAUCUCCGGCGCCUGGUGGACCAGCUAACCCAAGCCCCAAGACCUCCAACCACAGAAGAAGACCACCACAUCCUCCACCAACUAGUCCACAUGGUCACGUCCCACUACGCCGAGUACUACCGAGUCAAGUCCCUCUCCUCCAAGCACGACGUCUUCUCCCUCUUCGCCGCACCCUGGUCCACCUCACUCGAGCGGAGCCUCCACUGGAUCGCCGGCUGGAGGCCCACCACCGCCUUCCACCUCAUCUACACCGAAUCCAGCAUCCGGUUCGAGUCCCACGUCGUCGACAUCCUCCGCGGCCUCCGCACCGGCGACCUCGGCGACCUCUCUCCUGGCCAGUUCCGCCGUGUUAGCGAGUUGCAGUGUGACACUGUUCGCGAAGAAAAUGCCAUCACCGAUGAAUUGUCCGAGUGGCAGGUUUGA
Camellia sinensis is the source of this 459-nucleotide messenger RNA. Lineage: Eukaryota; Viridiplantae; Streptophyta; Magnoliopsida; Ericales; Theaceae. The record is from RefSeq and is a predicted model, not a curated record.